AUGCCUUCACAAAAUGGGGUUGCAGAUGAACGCACAAAGCUUUUCCCAUUAAAUAUAUCCAUCAUAUCAGCAAAGCUGCAUGGUGUUAGUGGUUUAUUUAAUAAGCCACCAGACGUCUAUGUAGAAGUGAUUGCUGAUUCUAUCACUUCGAGAAAAACUGCUGUCCGAAAAAAGACAAAUGCACCACAAUGGGAUGAACAAAUACAGAUUCAAAUCCAUGAAUCAUCAGUUCUUGAAUUUCGUGUGUUUGGAAAAUCAAAAUUGUUCGAGGAUUCACUGAUUGGUCACAAAAUAUUGAAAAUGUCCCAUGCAAUCAAGAAGGAAUCAGAUAAUGGAAAAUUCGACAAUACAAAAAUGACGCUGCACCUUUCUUCACCGAAAGAUAUGGCAAGAAUAGGCGAACUGAAGAUUUUGGUAUCUGGUAUCGUUAUACGUCCCAAGAAAAAAAGUGUAGACAGUAUACAGUUUAUAGGAGGUAGUCAUAUUGUGGAAGGUCACGUUGGUGAGGCAUCCACUUCUUGUCCAAAUAAUAUGACGAAUGGCGCUCUUGUUACUACUACAGUCAGCAAUACUGCAGCAACGAAUAAUGCUAAUCGCAAGAAUAACCCUGGUAAAAGUAGAGACACUAUGCUUUCGCAAACUCAUGCUGCUUCAACUGUAACUGAAGAACGUUUACCGGAAGGAUGGGAAUUGCGUUACGAUGCUUACGGACGAAAAUAUUAUGUAGAUCAUACAACAAAGAGUACAACAUGGGAACGUCCAAGCACAACGCCAUUACCAUCUGGAUGGGAGAUGCGGCGUGACCCUCGAGGCCGUGUAUAUUACGUAGACCACAACACAAGGACAACCACGUGGCAGAGACCUACAGCCGAUAUGCUAGAGGCACACGAAUUAUGGCAGUCUAAUAGGGAUCAGGCAAUGCAUCAGUGGGAGCAAAGAUACUUGCUACAGUCAAAUGCAAUGAUAUCAAACGAUGACCCGUUGGGUCCAUUACCAAAUGGCUGGGAGAAGCGUGCUGAUCCAAACACUGGACGUAUAUAUUUUGUUAACCAUGUUAAUAAAACAACACAAUGGGAAGACCCUCGCACGCAAGGCGUAUCAGAUGAGCCGCUACCAGACGGUUGGGAAAUGAGAUUUACGGAACAAGGAGUACCUUUUUUUAUUGAUCAUAAUACGAAGUCAACCACUUACAAUGAUCCUCGUACUGGAAAGCCUGUAGGACCUUUAGGUGCAAACGGAUUGCCGAUGAGUUUCGAAAGGACAUUUAGAUGGAAAAUAGCCCAAUUUCGGUAUUUGUGUCUGUCGAACAGUAUCCCAAAUCACGUGAAAAUUGGUGUCUCUCGCAACAAUUUGUUUGAGGAUUCAUAUCAAGAGAUAAUGAGAAAGAAUCCGGUGGAUCUUCGUAGGCGCCUUUACAUACAGUUCCGUGGUGAAGAAGGUCUCGAUUAUGGUGGUGUUGCAAGGAAUGGUUCUUUUUAUUAUCACAUGAACUUGCAAAUCAAUCCUGCCUCAUUUAUUAAUCCUGAUCAUUUGAAAUAUUUUGAGUGUAUUGGGCGAUUUAUUGCCAUGGCUCUUUUUCAUGGAAAAUUUAUCUACAGUGGAUUUACGAUGCCUUUUUAUAAAAAAAUGCUCAGAAAGAAGUUCACACUGAAGGAUUUGGAAAGCGUUGACGCUGAAUUUUAUAACAGCUUAAUGUGGAUAAAGGAAAACAAUGUGGAUGAAUGUGAUAUGGAGCUCUAUUUUGUUGCUGACUACGAGUUAUUGGGCGAAAUUCGAACUCAUGAAUUGAAGGAUGGUGGUGCAGAAUUGAAAGUUUGCGAGGAAAACAAGGAAGAAUAUAUUGAAUUAUUAAUGGAAUGGCGGUUCAACCGUGGUAUUGAACAACAAACACGAGCUUUUUUUACCGGUUUUAAUUCUGUUUUUCCACUCGAAUGGUUGCAGUAUUUUGAUGAGCGUGAGCUGGAACUACUGCUCUGUGGAAUGCAGGAUGUCGAUGUUGAUGACUGGCAAAGAAAUACUGUUUACAGACAUUAUGCACCGCAAAGUAAACAGGUCGUAUGGUUUUGGCAAUUUGUCCGUUCACUAGAUCAGGUGAAGCGCUCGCGCCUUCUGCAAUUUGUUACGGGGACUUGUCGAGUACCCGUUGGUGGUUUUUCCGAGCUAAUUGGUUCAACAGGUCCGCAGCUGUUCUGCAUUGAACGAGUUGGCAAAGAGAACUGGUUGCCACGUUCGCACACUUGUUUCAAUAGACUUGAUCUGCCGCCGUAUAGGUCGUAUGAACAGCUGGCUGAGAAAUUAAGUAGAGCUAUUGAUGAAACUGAAGGAUUCGGGAAUGAAUGA
This is a messenger RNA of Brugia pahangi, 2340 nucleotides long. The record is from the annotation of a GenBank genome assembly. Lineage: Eukaryota; Metazoa; Nematoda; Chromadorea; Rhabditida; Onchocercidae.